Molecule: messenger RNA, 342 nt
Organism: Necator americanus (New World hookworm)
Lineage: Eukaryota; Metazoa; Nematoda; Chromadorea; Rhabditida; Ancylostomatidae
Exons: 1
Coding region: 1-342 (113 amino acids)
Source: RefSeq, a predicted model, not a curated record
AUGUUAUUAUUAUCAUUAUUAUUAUUAUUAUUAUUAUUAUUAUUAUUAUUAUUAUUAUUAUUAUUAUUAUUAUUAUUAUUAUUAUUAUUAUUAUUAUUAUUAUUAUUAUUAUUAUUAUUAUUAUUAUUAUUAUUAUUAUUAUUAUUAUUAUUAUUAUUAUUAUUAUUAUUAUUAUUAUUAUUAUUAUUAUUAUUAUUAUUAUUAUUAUUAUUAUUAUUAUUAUUAUUAUUAUUAUUAUUAUUAUUAUUAUUAUUAUUAUUAUUAUUAUUAUUAUUAUUAUUAUCAUUAUUAUUAUUAUUAUCAUUAUUAUUAUUAUUAUAUUCCACAAAGACGUUUUUAUGA